Molecule: messenger RNA, 3430 nt
Organism: Physeter macrocephalus (sperm whale)
Lineage: Eukaryota; Metazoa; Chordata; Mammalia; Artiodactyla; Physeteridae
Gene: DDX39A
Product: DExD-box helicase 39A
Exons: 11
Coding region: 1879-3294 (471 amino acids)
Biological process (GO): mRNA export from nucleus; mRNA splicing, via spliceosome
Molecular function (GO): ATP binding; RNA helicase activity; RNA binding
Source: RefSeq, a predicted model, not a curated record
CGAAGUCUGGGCGCGAGAUGAGGGGAGGCGGGGCGGUUGUGGUGUCCGGCGCGCGCGUUGGCGGCCGUUGGGCGCUGGGACGCACGCGCAAGGGGUGGGCCGGCCUUUCGCGCGAGGGGUGCGGGUAUUGCUUCUGGCAGGGUCUGUCAUGGCCGCCCGCGGGUUGAGCAACAUUCUGGGGGAGGUCUGCCUGUUCGAGGAGGCCCGAGGCGAUUCGGGGAGAGCGUCAGGGGGCGACGCCUCGGUGUGGGGCCGCGGUGGGAGAAGACGGAGCUUGUAGACCUGAAGGUCUUCUCCGAGUUCGAGAGACUCUCCCCUCCCCCACUCUCGCGUUUAGGGGGUGGAUUCGUGGUUCCAGAGAUUUCGAGCAAAAAAGAUGUUCAGUAAGGAACAAACUCUUAGGUAGAAAUUCUCUCUGGGGGCACUUCAGGGUGAAAGGGUACGCGUGCGAGUCAGAGUUGUUACUUAUUCUGGUGUCAGCUUUCAAGUUUAUCAGCUCUUGGGGCCUCAGCUGUCUCGGCCACCCUCUCUGGGUGGAACAAACACCGCCAAAUCCUUUCCUGAUCUCAUUUGUUUUGAGCUUUCGAUCUUGUCUAGUCACUUAGUCUAGAAAAUUUUGUGUAUCAAACUUAGUCUGUCCCCAAAUUUGUCUCCCCAUCAAAACAAAGAGACUUUGAAUUCCUAAUUUUUUUUUUUUUUUAAAUACACCAUCUACUCCCAGAUUUGAAGCCCAGAGUAGAUGACUCUGGCUCUUUUCUGUCCGAGGUUCUCCCAGGGGGUGGUUCCACCCUGUAGGGUGUUCCACCAUCUUUUUCCCUACUUAACCAUGCCCCCACUGUAGUUAAUUUGGUGUCUGGUUUUCCUUGCUGCUGGUCUCUUACCCUACUCCGUCUUCUCUGGAGUAACUUGCUCUUGGGAAAAUCCUGAUUGAGCCACAACUCAAAAACUUAAUCAGCGAUUCUUUAUUGCUUAGCAAAUUAAGUAUGAAUGCCCUGGGCUUGACCAGCUCUUCCAGCUCUGUCUCCUGUCUCUACUUCAAGCAGCCAGUCCUUUCCAUUCCCUGAAAGGGUCUGGUGGUUUCUGGUCUGGCCUUUGCUGGCUCCUGUUCUUUUCUCUGAUACCCGGGGACUGACUCCUUCCUGUCUUUGCCAGUGUUGGUAUCAGAUUGUUUCUUUCAAGAAUCAGAUAAGGAUACAUGCUUAAUUUUAGCCCCUAAACUCUGCUUUGAGGCCCUGAUUCUAAUUCCAUUCAUUCAGCCAUUGCUGUUGAGUGCUUAGGCAAUGUAUGUCAGGCCCUGUACUAGGUGCUGGGCUGACAUGACUGGGGGGGGUUCUUUUUUAGUUGGGCCAACGGGAAAUACCUUUUUAGAGCAACAGAGGUCUGAAAGAAGUGGGAACAGCAAGUGCAAAGGCGCUGAGGCAUGUUUGAGGUGCAGCUGCAAGGCCAGUGAGUGAGGCUGAUGGGGGAGAUAAGGUGUGAGUGUAAAGGGAGUCAGGUUGUGUGGGGCUUGAUAGGCCAUGGUGAGGACUGUUUUAUUCUGAACACAGCAUGAACCUGUAGAGGGUUUUGAGCAGAGGAGUGACAUUCUCUGACUUAGCUUCUAUAGGCUCCCUCCAGCUGCUGAGGGGCAUGGAAGGGGGAGUCGGGGAUGGAAAGCAGGGAGACCAACAAGGAGGCUAUUGGCAUAAUCCAGGCAAGAGAUGAUGGUGCCCAAAUGUCCAUCAGCUGACAAUGGAUAAAAUAACUGUGGUAUCACAGUACUAAGGAAUAUUAUUCAACCCUGAAAAGGAAUUAUGUACUGAUACACGGCUACAAUGUAGAUGAACUUUGAAAACUAGGCGCUCUGUCUGUAUUGGAUUAAACGAAGCCAGGAGCACCAUGGCGGAACAGGAUGUGGAAAACGAGCUUCUGGAUUAUGAGGAAGAUGAAGAGCCCCAGGCUCCUCCAGAGAGCGCUCCAGCUGCCCCCAAGAAAGAUAUCAAGGGUUCCUACGUUUCCAUCCACAGCUCUGGCUUCCGGGACUUUUUGCUGAAGCCUGAGCUCCUGAGGGCCAUAGUGGACUGUGGCUUCGAGCAUCCAUCUGAGGGUAUGCCUCCCUGGUCCUUCCCGCCGAGGCCCGCCUCUGACCGCCUCAGUGUGGUCCCCUCAGCCACCCGUGAGGGGCCUACACAGAGGGAACAUCUGGUUUCUGAUAGCUCAUGUGCUCUCUCCCCCUCAGUCCAGCACGAGUGUAUUCCACAAGCCAUCCUGGGCAUGGACAUCCUGUGCCAGGCCAAGUCAGGGAUGGGCAAGACAGCGGUUUUUGUGUUGGCCACCCUGCAGCAGAUUGAGCCCGUCAACGGACAGGUGACGGUCCUGGUUAUGUGCCACACUCGAGAGCUGGCCUUCCAGAUCAGCAAGGAGUAUGAGCGCUUCUCAAAAUACAUGCCCAGCGUCAAGGUGUCUGUAUUCUUCGGGGGCCUCUCCAUCAAGAAGGAUGAGGAGGUGUUGAAGAAGAACUGUCCCCAUGUCGUGGUGGGGACGCCGGGCCGGACCCUGGCGCUUGUGCGGAACAGGAGCCUCAACCUGAAGAAUGUGAAGCACUUCGUGUUGGACGAGUGUGACAAGAUGCUGGAGCAGUUGGACAUGCGGCGGGACGUGCAGGAGAUCUUCCGCCUGACACCCCACGAGAAGCAGUGCAUGAUGUUCAGCGCUACCCUGAGCAAGGAGAUCCGGCCCGUCUGCAGGAAGUUCAUGCAAGACCCCAUGGAGGUGUUUGUGGACGAUGAGACCAAGCUCACGCUGCAUGGGCUGCAGCAGUACUAUGUCAAACUUAAGGACAGUGAGAAGAACCGCAAGCUCUUUGACCUCCUGGAUGUGUUGGAGUUUAACCAGGUGGUGAUAUUUGUGAAGUCGGUGCAGCGCUGCAUGGCCUUGGCCCAGCUCCUCGUGGAGCAGAACUUCCCAGCCAUUGCCAUCCACAGGGGCAUGGCCCAGGAGGAGCGCCUGUCACGUUAUCAGCAGUUUAAGGACUUCCAGCGGCGGAUCCUGGUGGCCACCAAUCUGUUUGGCCGAGGAAUGGACAUUGAGCGUGUCAACAUUGUCUUCAAUUAUGACAUGCCCGAGGACUCAGACACCUACCUCCACCGCGUGGCCCGUGCGGGUCGCUUUGGUACCAAAGGCCUGGCCAUUACUUUCGUGUCUGAUGAGAAUGAUGCCAAAAUCCUCAAUGAUGUCCAGGACCGGUUUGAAGUGAAUGUGGCAGAGCUUCCAGAAGAAAUAGACAUCUCCACAUACAUUGAGCAGAGCCGGUAACCACAUGCCCGGAUGUCCCGGAGCCCCCCCUGCUUCCCACGUGUUGCUUCAAGUCCUCUUCCUAGGUGACAGUGGGCCUUUCUUUUUACUGUUUAAAAGCUGUAGAUUUGUGUAAGAAUAAAUUUUUAUUAUGGAA